Messenger RNA from Centruroides sculpturatus (bark scorpion), 6749 nucleotides. RefSeq names its product neurexin-3-like. The record is from RefSeq and is a predicted model, not a curated record. Bases 479 to 5635 code for a protein of 1718 amino acids. Gene Ontology annotation, molecular function: calcium ion binding. The transcript has 21 exons. NCBI's taxonomy places the organism in Eukaryota, Metazoa, Arthropoda, Arachnida, Scorpiones, Buthidae.
UAUAUAUAUCGAUUAAACGGUUUGUGCAGAAAUUGACCGAUUUUUCAUUUCUGGUGACACUCGUAGAGUUUUUCUUCCGAUAUCGCCCAAGAUAAUGUGAUUUGCAAAUACUGAGUUUUCAUCCUGUUUAACCUUCGUCCCGUUAAUCGCAGGUGAGAUAGAUUGGCGCGUGCAAGGGGAGACCGAGCGUGCAGCGGGGAAUUGCCUGGGACCUGGAGGAUUGGAGAGGUAAACGCACUGCAGUUGCACGGCUGGUUGAAAGAAAACUAGGUUGUAUCCGUGUAGGAGUGCAGCGUAGGCGAUUUUGUCUCGCAUUUCUCCAUUUGCCAGCGAAUCGAUUGGCGACAUGAUCGAGCAUCAACCAAGUUGACGCGGUCGAUGUAUCAUGGAAAAUCACCCAACUACUAGAUACGCUCAGGAUUGCCCACUGUUUCUGUCGAUAUCCAAGUGACCAUUUUUCUUCUCGACGCGAGCGAAGAUGAUGAACCACUGUCUCAUCUAUCUUCUGCUCCUGCAUUUUUGUACAACAGAGUCCUUUGUUCUCGAAGGAUCUCCAACUUCUUACGCACAAUUUCAAAAAUGGUGCGCUAAUUUAAACAGUUCACUCAGUUUAGAAUUCCAGACCGAAGAACCUAAUGGUUUGUUACUUUACACGGACGACGGCGGAAUUUAUGACUUUUAUGAACUUAAAUUAGUCGAGGGUGCUCUUCGUCUACGUUUUAAUUUAGGCGGGGGUGCAUCCAUCCUGACUGUCGGUAGAAAUCUGCACGAUAGCCAAUGGCACAAAGUCGAAAUUGUAAGAAGCAUCGAAGAAACGGUCCUCCAUGUCGACAACGAAGCGGAACGUCUUCUGUCCAAAAAUUCCGAACUGACUUUUGGCAACCAGACUACGAAUAGUUAUGUAUAUGUGGGUGGACUUCCUUCAUGGUACAAUUCAAAACUAAAUUUACUAGCCCUACCUUCUGUUUUCUUCGAACCCCGUUUCAAAGGAGCCAUCCGCAACGUUGUAUAUUGUAGUGACGAUGGUACCACCAAAAGACAAGAAAUGACCGAAUAUAAGGGUGUUAGGUCUAGUCAGUUCGACAUUUGCGAACAUAACGAUCCUUGUCAAAAUGGUGGGAUUUGCAUAAGUACAGACAGCGGAGCAAUAUGUAACUGUAAAGCUUUGGAUUAUGAGGGUGAACACUGCGAGAAAGAAAAGGCACCGUCAGAAGUAACUUUUAAAGGAACAGAAAUCUUGCAAUAUGAUCUAAGAGGAAGCGGGGGCGAGCCUAUAGUGAGUACCAGUGAAGUGAUAUCGCUUUACUUCAAGACCAAACAAGCGAGCGGUCUCCUAUUCUAUACAGGCAAUGGAGACGAUUUUCUCAAUCUUUCCCUUCGUGGAGGUGGUCUUGUUGUUACUAUUCGUUUAGGUUCUGGUACUAUAGAAAGAAUCGUUCGACCGGGAAAAAUUCGCUUCGACGACAAUCAAUGGCAUCAGGUAGUCAUUAAUCGGCACGUCAGAGAGAUUACACCGUCUACCGGCUUUUGUCAUUUAUCUCUAACUGUGGAUGGAAUCUAUUCUGAAAGAGGUUCGACUGCUGGUAGUUUUGCAUUGCUUUCCAGCAGUCAAAUUUAUUUAGGAGGAAUGGAACUCACUCCAAGUUUAAGAGGAAGAAAUAACUUUGUUGGAUGCUUGAGAAAGGUUGAAUUUCUGGCUGACAGCAUAAAUUUAGAUUUAAUAGAAAUGGCGAAAAGUAACAAUAAAUUAGUUCAACAUCACGGGAGUGUCCAUUAUUACUGUCAAGAAAUUGAUGCUUCUGAUCCAAUCACGUUUACUACGAAAGAAUCUUUUCUAGUUUUGCCCACUUGGGAAAGUAAACGUGGUGGUAGCUUAAAUCUUAAGUUCCGAACUAAUGAACCAAAUGCCGUCCUUCUAUAUAACGGUGGUACUGAAGGAAAUUAUUUUGCAUUAGAACUAUUAGAUGGCCACAUAUUCUUAUUAUUAAAUCUGGGAUCUGACACUGUUAAAGUUCAAGCUACCUCUCGAAAAGUUGCUGAUGGUCACUGGCAUACAGUCUCUCUUCGUAAAACUGGAAAAUCAGGAAGAAUAACUACUGAUGAAUCUUCAGUAGAUUUUACAACUUCAGGUAGAAAAUUAGUAACCAUUUAUUUCUUUAUUAAAUUAAAUGCAAUUGUGAUAGUUUUGCCCACUUGGGAAAGUAAACGUGGUGGUAGCUUAAAUCUUAAGUUCCGAACUAAUGAACCAAAUGCCGUCCUUCUAUAUAACGGUGGUACUGAAGGAAAUUAUUUUGCAUUAGAACUAUUAGAUGGCCACAUAUUCUUAUUAUUAAAUCUGGGAUCUGACACUGUUAAAGUUCAAGCUACCUCUCGAAAAGUUGCUGAUGGUCACUGGCAUACAGUCUCUCUUCGUAAAACUGGAAAAUCAGGAAGAAUAACUACUGAUGAAUCUUCAGUAGAUUUUACAACUUCAGGAAAUUCUAAUCAAUUAGACCUUACAGGACCAUUAUAUGUUGGUGGAAUUGCACCAAAUGAAAAAUUGCCUAGUGAAAUGUGGGCAGGAAAUUUAUUAUAUGGAUUUGUUGGUUGUAUUCGCAAUCUAGUAAUAAAUAGUAAAGCAAUAGAUAUUGCAAGUUAUGCUAAACAGCAAGACUCUGGAAGCAUUCAACCUUCUUGUCAUGCUCCACCUAAUCAUUGUGAUAGUCGUCCAUGUCUUAAUGAAGGAAUUUGUAUACCUGGUUGGAACAGAUUUACUUGUGAUUGUUCUGAUACGCCUUACAUUGGUCCUAUUUGUGCAAAAGCUGCCACUACUGUAAAUUUUGAUGGUGAUCAAUAUAUGAAAAUUAUAUUGGGUGAAGGAUUUCUAUCAGAAGCUGAAGAUAUAGGCCUAAGAUUCCGUACAGCUCAACAGUCAGGAUUAUUAUUUUCUACUCAUUCUAACAAAUCUUCCACAUAUUUGAUUGCUUGUUUAGAAUUGGGAAGAAUUAAAGUCUUGAUAAAUUUGGGAGAAGGUGAUAAGGUAAUAAACGUUUCUGCCACUACUGUAAAUUUUGAUGGUGAUCAAUAUAUGAAAAUUAUAUUGGGUGAAGGAUUUCUAUCAGAAGCUGAAGAUAUAGGCCUAAGAUUCCGUACAGCUCAACAGUCAGGAUUAUUAUUUUCUACUCAUUCUAACAAAUCUUCCACAUAUUUGAUUGCUUGUUUAGAAUUGGGAAGAAUUAAAGUCUUGAUAAAUUUGGGAGAAGGUGAUAAGAUAUAUUUUCAGAUGACAACAAAAUUUGGAGAUAAAGAACAAAUUGUGCAUCAUCCAGUGACUUUUAAAUCUAAAUUCACUUUUAUUGGAUUACCUCAAUUGAAAGCCUAUUUUAUCAUGAAUUUAUACUUCCAAUUUAAAACUUCAGAAUCAAAUGGUUUGAUAUUAUAUAAUAAAGGUAAAGGACAAGAUUUCAUAGCAGUUGAAUUGGUCAAUGGCCAUCUCUACUGUAUUUUUAAUAUGGGUGAUGGACCUCGUAAAAUGAAAUCUAACACUAGAAACACACUUAAUGAUAAUGCUUGGCAUUCUGUUACAAUUAGUAGACUUUUACCAAAUCAACAUACAAUGAUGGUUGAUGAUGUUAUUACAACACUUACUAGCUCAGGAUCUAAUAUUCAUUUAGAUUUAGAUGAUUUAUUGUAUGUUGGUGGUGUUAGAAGAACAAUGUACAGUACACUUCCUCAACCAGUUCGCUCUCGGUAUGGAUUUGAAGGUUGUCUUGCAUCUGUCGAUAUGAUGGGAGAGACAAUUGAUCUUAUACAUGAUGCAAUAAUUCCAAGCACCUUAGUUUCAAAAGGAUGUGCAGAACUAAAACUGAUAAUACUUGUUGGUUUUAGAAAAAAUGAUGAUGAAUGGCAUAAGCUUUGGAUUAAACGUAGAGGUCUUCAAAUAGAAGUUACUAUUGACACAGAAACAGUCAGCCAUGAGUUGAUUGAUCAUAACUCCCUUUUGGAUAUCAAAAAUAUAUAUCUUGGAUUGCAAUUUGGUGAAUAUCAUUCACCUAGUAAGGAUAUUACUGGUUUUGUAGGACAAAUGCAACAUUUUUAUUUCAAUGGAAAACACUACUUCGAAAUGAUAAGAAAUGGACAGAUGAAUAAUUUUCAGAAUUCGAAUGUAAACCUGCUGAAGAAUGCCAUCGGGUCCGAAACACAAAAACAGUGUGUACAAGUGAUAGAUAAACCAGACAGUACAGCUUAUGAGUUUGGACCAGAUACUGGAAUCAUCACUUUUCUAUAUCCAUCAUCUGAUGAACCAGAUACAAAGAGUGAUCUGUUAGCUUUAGGAUUGAUCACAAUGAGUAAAAAUGCAGUUCUUGUAAGAAUUGAUAGUGGUAGUGGCAAUGAUUAUAUUGAAGUUGAAAUUGUUGAUGGAUGUGUUUUUGUAGUCUAUAAUAUGGGUACAGAAGAUCAUCCCAUAGGUGAACCUAGAGUUCAAGUAAAUGAUGGUCGAUAUCAUGUAGUGCGUUUUACACGUUCGGGACCAAAUUCAACAAUACAAGUAGAUAAUCAUAAUAUUCGGUCUAAAAAUCCACGUGGUCGACAAUUAAGCAUCUUUAAUAAUCAUUCCAAAAUUCAAGUUGGAGGGAAAAAAAAUGCUAUUAGAGAUAGUAUAGACAGACCUUUUCAAGGUGUCAUUACAGGUUUAGUAUUUAAUGGAAUCAGAAUUUUAGAUAUGGCAUCAGAAAAUGAUCCUCGCAUUACCAUUAAAGGAGAUGUUGAGUUAUUAAUGUCUCUACCAUAUAACAUGCAUCAGCAAAGAAGUAUUCCUACUCAAAAUGAAAUGCAGCAACAAUCAAGUACCAUUUAUGAUAGUGAUGAUCUAGUUUUUUCUGGAGGUGGUUCUGGAUGCUGGGAUGAUGAAGAUAAUUGUGAUGUAACAGAUUUUGGUUCAGGGGACGAAUUAAUUACACCCGUGUACAUUCCACCAACACCAAAGACCAUUCCGACGACUACCACCACCACUCCGAAACCGACAUACAUGGUAAUCGGGCCAGUCAGAACCGACGACAUGGCGUGCGACGACGAAGAAGAUUGCGAGAGCGAAAACGGAUCGGGUACGGGCGAACCGGCCGUUUCCGGUCCGACGGUCGUACAACAGGUCCCCGAUGUAAUCAAAUUUACAGAGGCUAAAUCGUCUCCUCGCCCUUCGCAAGUCACCGUUUACAACACGGGAUUGGAAGAACCCGUGGAGAGACCUUCGAUUCCACAAAAGCCGACUUUCACCACGACUCUUCCCAUACCCGUCGAAUCUACCACUCGCCUCUCCAUAUACGAGGUUCCCAUUCCAGAAAUGCCCGCCAUAGGGAAAGAUCAGCCGAAACCCCACCACAAAACAAAGAGAUCGGCCGACAACACCGCUCUGGUUAUCGGAAUUAUCGCGGGAAUUUUGAUUAUUAUCGUUUUUAUUGCCUUAAUAGUAUACAGUGUAUGCAGAAGAUCACUAGGUGCGUAUAAGGUAGACGAAGGGAAAACUCUACAGUAUCCUCCCGCAGUUUCCGAAGCACCCGUACCCCCACCCACAUUCCCACAGACUCAAAUGAACGGUAGUGUGAAAACGGCAACUAAAUUAGCCAAGAAAAAAGAUCUGAAAGAAUGGUACGUGUAGCUUUAAUAAUCCACAUUACGUUAUAAUCGAAUACUCGUCAUCUGCUAACAAUAAAAUUAAAAUUAUAUACAUACAAUAAAAAAAUACAAUAACUUGUGCUAACAGAUUCACUUUAAGAACUAAAAAAAUGCUUGGGAAAUAAUAAAUUUGUGAUUUAAUAUUUAUUAAAAAAAACAAACACGAAAACAAACUAUAAGGCCGGCAAUCAAACUAAAUCCGGAGGGAAACGAGUAAAGAAGCACGUCACCGCCGUUAUAUCCGUGAAGUGUAUUAUCAUUAAAAAAAUAUAUUUAAAAAAAUAUACAAAAAAGAAUUCAUUUUGAAUGUCCCACUUCGACAGACCGUUGUUUGUUUACAUUUGUUGCCGUGGAUCAAUACUAAAUACAUUGUACUUCCAGAAUCUAGUAUCGUAGCAUAUCUUGUUUAUCAUUGUGUAAACAUUAGAAUUAUAAUUGUUACGUUAAUAUAAACCAAUUUUGUAGUUGAGAUAAAAGUUGUUUAAUACAGUUAUAAUGUCCUAAAAAAAUCCACAUUUCAUCUUUGGAUAUAAGAAGUUUUCCUCGUCGGAACUCUAAAGAUGCGACUGCAUUUCCGUUGAAAGUAUAAAUUGCACACGAAACUGCGGUGGUUUAUAUAUAAAUAUAUAUAAAUAUACAUAUUGAUUUUUUAAGUUUGUUAGCAAAUUAUCCUGUGAGAUAAAAACAGGACCAAAUUUGUACAUUUUUUAUAAAAUCUUCUAUGUUAUUUACGUAGUGCUUGGAAGUUUUAUUUUAUAUAAAUAUAUGCUUUAAAAUAGGAAAAAAGUAAUUAAAAAAAUCAAUGGCAGUAGAUGCGAAAGAGCAUUGAACUAAAAAAAAAAAAUACUACACCCAAAUCAUAGAGUAACAAAGGCAGCUAUAGAUAAAACUUAUGUGACUACUAUAAUGUGAACCUAUAUAAAUACUUAGCAAAAAAAAAAAGGAUGUUAAAAAAGAUCUUUGUGUUGUCUGUUUACUGGGCACAGUAAUUAAUAUUGUACAUUUUUUUUUGACAGUUUAAGAACACAAUGAGAUUUAUCUGAAAUUAUCUACCAAAAAAUCAAAUUUCAUGAUCAUUAAAACAUUUCAUUAUUUCA